Botrytis byssoidea is the source of this 486-nucleotide messenger RNA. RefSeq lists its product as uncharacterized. NCBI's taxonomy places the organism in Eukaryota, Fungi, Ascomycota, Leotiomycetes, Helotiales, Sclerotiniaceae. The record is from RefSeq and is a predicted model, not a curated record. The transcript is spliced from 2 exons. The coding region runs from base 1 to 486 and encodes 161 amino acids.
AUGGUUUAUGAAGUCAGCCAAUAUAUCUGCCUUUCAGGGAGUGAUGCGCACCAUACAGUGCGUGUGUAUAUCCAGGCUUGGGACAAGAAGCCCAACGAAUGCUCAAGUGAGCCGAUUCUAAUUAGAUUUGUUUUAUUUGGAUUUCAUGCAUCAGAGUCAUUGAGGAACUUCUCUUUGGCAACCAUCGUCUCUAUUUCAAGCUCUCCACCCGUCGACUUUCCCGAAGCUUUUCUCAAAGGGAGAGCUAAAAGACGUCACGAAAGCAAGGGUUCACCAAUUAAGCCAGCUGCGCAGGUACAUGAUUCAAGUGCUAUCACCAUCAACGCUCAGUAUUGGAUCGAACAGGCGAGACUUGCCACCGAACAGAAAAUUAUCGUUGUUGUAUACCUUUUCAUUAUUCAUCGUGUUGCUAUAUGCGGCGUCCAUGCGCGUGAAAUAUGGUUGAAAUGGUUCUAUCAAACAGGUACAACAGGUACCGAGAAUUAG